AUGUCGCGCCCUUCGCCAGCAGCGUCGGACGACGCGGCUUCAGGCGGCCUGAUAUGGACCCCGCACGGCCCUGUGCUUCGCAUGGAGGACGCGGUCGUAGAGACUGUUGUCACACACACGACCCGCACCACUACGUCGUUUGCUCCCAUUCCGCUGCCCCGUAUUCCUGUUCCCGAGUCAAUCCCUGUUCCGCACCACCUUGCGUUAAAGGACGAGUACCCACUGGCCGCCGAGCCAACGCCCGAGGACCUCAAGUACCUCGCGCUCAACCUCGGCGGCCACCGUGUUCUCGUCCAGGAAGAUGGCAGAGUGAUGCCCGAAGACGGAAAUAUCCCUGGCGAGACAUGUGGACCCGGCUGGACAAGAUCGCUGCCGAGCACCAGCGACCAUGAGCGCGUCGGGCUCGCUGGAUUUCUUGCCAACACGGCUACUACCACGACAACAACAACAACGUCUGCAAAGGGCAAGGAGCGCAAGAGACCACAUGAGUUUAGUCGACCUACCACCUCUGGCGGUAGGACAGACGAUGACGAGGAGAUGAAGCCGUCGUCGUCGUUGGCGGGAUUUCUUCGCGCCAGGUCACCGCCGAGGAAGAAGGCUCGCGCCAGCGACGCUGCCUUGUUGGACCGCGCUAUGAUGACCAGUCCCACUACAAGUGACGAGAUGGCCGAGUCGAGCGCUGUCGUCGCCUCCUCUACUGUGCCACAGCAGGCGUCUCUGGGCUCGGGUCUCGAGAUGGCCGCCCUCUUCUCCCUGCCCGCCAUUGUCCAGCACUUUGAUCAGCUGCCCGACAAGAUUCAGCAGCAUGUGCUCAUGCACCUGUUCAGGAGGUCACGCAUGCCGACUAUCCAGCGCAUCUCUGCCUUUGCGUCCACGGCCCUCAAGCGUGACUUUGUCGGUUCGCUGCCGCACGAGGUCGCAAUUCAAAUCCUGCGCAAAGUGGACGCAAAGAGUCUUGCAACCGCAGCCCGUGUGAGCCGCAAGUGGCGCAAGAUGAUCGAUAGCGAGCGGUCCGUGUGGCGCACUCGUCUUGUCCAGCAGGGACUGUGGUACGGCCAUGGUGUCGAAGAGGAAGAGGAGAAACGUAUCAAGAGCCGCUGGGAGAUACUCGAAUGGAAGGCUCGCCAUCCACGCGUGACCAAGGCUGGUACACCAAGUGACGACGAACCCAUGCUCCCCCUGUCCGAACCCAUGCUCCAGGCUGCCGAGGACCGCCCCACGGCCCUCAAGCAUGUCUACCGCCGGCGUCACGUGAGCAACCGCAACUGGCUGCACCGUAAGCCGCAACAUACGUCGUUUGCCGGUCACGGCAUCAGUGUCGUCACCUGCGUCCAGUUUGACGAGGAGAAGAUUGUGUCGGCAUCAGACGACCACUCGAUCAAUAUCUACUGCACGAAGACUGGCCAGCUCAAGAAGCGUCUCGAUGGACACGAGGGUGGUGUCUGGGCGCUAGAGUACAAGGGCGACACGCUGGUGAGCGGCUCUACGGACAGGACAGUACGCGUGUGGGACCUGGAGUCUUUGCAGCAGACACACGUCUUCUUCGGCCACACCUCCACCGUCCGCUGUCUGCAGAUUGUCGAGCCAGUCUUUGACGAGGCGACCGGCGAGUACCAGCCCCCAUACCCCAUGGUCGUGACGGGCUCGCGUGACGCCAGCCUGCGUGUCUGGAAGCUCCCCAAGAAGGGCGAGCCAGCGUACAUGUCCCUCUCUCCGACUCCUGGCACUGACAUACACGCCCCACCUGAACAAAACCCUUAUCACGUCCACCACCUCGAAGGCCACUCCGAGGCCGUCCGCGCCUUGGCUGUUCACGGCCGUAUCUGCGUCUCUGGCUCGUACGACAAGACUGUCCGCGUGUGGGAUAUCGUCAAGGGCACGUGUAUCCACGUUCUCUACGGCCACGAGCAUAAGGUCUACUCUAUUGUUUACGAUCGAUUCCGUAACCGCUGCGCUUCGGGGUCGAUGGACAACACGGUCAAGGUCUGGGACAUCGCCACGGGUACCUGCCUGCAUACGCUCACCGGCCACACGUCGCUCGUUGGUCUCCUGGGUGCCUCACCAAGCUACUACGUGUCAGCUGCUGCGGACGCCUCCUUACGUGUCUGGGACGCUGAGACACACGAGCUGAAGCACGUCCUCGCCAGCCACGCCGCGGCUAUCACAUGCUUCCAACACGACGAGACCAAGGUCGUCUCCGGCAGCGACGGCACGCUGAAGCUCUGGGAUAUCCGCACCGGUACCAACGUGCGCGACCUCAUUACGGGUAUCAGCAGCGUGUGGCAAGUGGCAUUCCACGGCAGCCUCCUCGUCGCCGCCUCUAAUCGUGGCGGCAGCACUGUCUUUGACGUGUUCGACUUUGGCGCCGAUCCCGAUCCAUCGGGUAUCGACGACGAACGCCUCGACACCCUCCGCCGCAAGCCAUGGGAGAGGGGGAACCCUAGGGAACCCCAGACAUACCAGUGCGACGACGACGACAUGGACCGCGGCGUCCUCUCCGACUCGCUUGACCUCGAAGACGCGUGGACCGCAGACAGCACCGGCGUCUCGCCCGACACGGCGGAGCGAUUGCGCACCUUGGACGUGCGCACUGGCCGUGACACUGUACCCUCGUCCCAGAGCCAAAGGAGGCUGCGCAAGGUGCACGGCCUGCGUGAGCAGCGGACCUCUGACGAGAGCCUCGGCGCAGCCAGUACGUCAACGGCGGUCUCUGGACCCUCUGGGCGUCGCCUGUACCUCCCCCUAGACAUGGCCUCAGCCUUGCGCGGUUCAGACCACCAGAACUCGUGGUUUGACGAUUCGAAAGAGGAGGAAGAGGAAAUCGAGGAGCAGGCCGAGGGAGACGAGAUGGCCUCGGGGUCGGGGUCGGGGUCGGGCUCUGGAUCCGGGUUUGCGGCUUCGGCUUCUGGAUCUGGCUCGGGUGAGGGCGACGACGAGGCGAUGGAGGACCUCGAGUAA
Messenger RNA from Apiotrichum porosum, 2958 nucleotides. RefSeq names its product SCF ubiquitin ligase complex subunit cdc4 (gene CDC4). Gene Ontology annotation, molecular function: protein binding. The record is from RefSeq and is a predicted model, not a curated record. The transcript is spliced from 3 exons. Bases 1 to 2958 code for a protein of 985 amino acids. Lineage: Eukaryota; Fungi; Basidiomycota; Tremellomycetes; Trichosporonales; Trichosporonaceae.